Camellia sinensis is the source of this 444-nucleotide messenger RNA. The record is from RefSeq and is a predicted model, not a curated record. NCBI's taxonomy places the organism in Eukaryota, Viridiplantae, Streptophyta, Magnoliopsida, Ericales, Theaceae.
UUGCCUCGAACUCAAGCUCAGGAGUUUGUUGCUGCAGCAGCUGGCGUGCUUGAAGCUAAGGAGAGUUCCGGUGGCCAGAAAACAGCAGUUACUGUUGCUGCUCUAGAAAACUUUAAGCAGUGUCAAGAACUGUUCAGAGUGGCUUGUGAUCAAGCUGAAGAGUUCGUGGAGUCUGUGAAGCAAAGGGUAGGGUCGGAGUGCCUGGUUGAUGAAGCCACUGGCUCGGUGACUGGAAAGCCAGGGCAGGCUGUCACAACUGGUCUUCCGCCUAUCAGUGCAGUUAGGUUGGAACAGAUGAGUAAAGCGGUCCGGUGGCUGGUGAUUGAACUUCAGCCGGGUUCUGGAACUGCUGGAGGUUCAUCGCAUCCCCAUCCUUCUGCACCUUUUGAUGCUAGAUUUUCUGAGGAUGCAGCUCAAUAGAUAUCUGUUUCCAGGGCAAGAGGA